Molecule: messenger RNA, 4080 nt
Organism: Carlito syrichta (Philippine tarsier)
Lineage: Eukaryota; Metazoa; Chordata; Mammalia; Primates; Tarsiidae
Gene: CLSPN
Product: claspin
Exons: 25
Coding region: 1-4005 (1334 amino acids)
Biological process (GO): mitotic G2 DNA damage checkpoint signaling; mitotic DNA replication checkpoint signaling; activation of protein kinase activity
Molecular function (GO): anaphase-promoting complex binding
Source: RefSeq, a predicted model, not a curated record
AUGACAGGCAAAGUGGGUUCCGCGGCUCACCUAGAAAUCAAUGAUCCAAAAAUCAUUUCACAAGAACCAGAGAGUCCUUCAGAUAGUGGACAGGGCAGCUGUGAAACAACUGGACCCUUGAGUGAAGGAGAUUCAGACGAAGAAAUAUUUGUGAAUAAGAAAUUGAAAAGCAGGAGGGCACUACAUCACAGUGAAUCUGAAACAGAAGACACAAGUGCCUCUCCAGAGAAAAAUACGUGUAACAGUGCUGAGGAGGAAAAUAAAGAGAAUGUAUAUGUUGGAAAGAAUACAAAAAUCAAAAGGAUUUAUAAAACUCUGACAGACAGUGAUGAAAGUGACCUGGAGAAGUGUUUGUAUCAGGAAAAUCUUGAAACCCAAGUGACACCUUGCUCCGAGUUGAGUCUCCAAUCUGGAAACUCUCAGGAUUUUAACACUCACAGAAAGAGUUCCAAAAAACUCAUAAAUGAGAAAGAAGGAACUGGAGGAAAAGCAAAAGUAAAAUCAAAGAGAAGACUUGAAAAAGAGGAGAAAAAAAUGGAAAAAAUUAGGCAGCUAAAAAAGAAGGAAACCAAAAAUGAGGAAGAUGAUGUGGAACAGCCAUUUAAUGAUAGUGGCUGUCUUAUGGAUAAAGACCUUUUUGAAACUGGUUUGGAGGAAGAAAAUAACUCUCCUUUGGAAGAUGAAGAAUCUUUAGACUCAAUAAGAGCAGCUGUGAAAAACAAAGUAAAAAAGCACAAGAAAAAGGAAUUAUUUUCAGAGAAUGGGGUCUAUUCAUUUGAAGAAGAAAAUGACUUAUCAAAAGACACCAUGAGGAAAGAAAGAAAGGCAGCCAAGUUAAGUAAGGAAGCGUUAAAAAAACUGCAUAGUGAGACUCAGCGCCUUAUUCGAGAGUCUGCACUUAAUCUUCCAUAUCAUAUGCCUGAGAAUAAAACCAUUCAUGAUUUCUUCAAACGUAAACCCCGGCCUACUUGUCAGGGAAAUGCCAUGGCACUACUGAAGUCAUCUAAGUAUCAGUCAAGCUUUCACAAAGAAAUCACGGACACCACAAAUACAACUGAAAUGAAUAGUAACCACCGUACCAAAGGUUCUGAGCAGACAACAGGUACAGAAAAUGAAGUGGAAAUUAAUGCAUUAUAUGUGGCUUCAAAGGAACCUCAGGUCAUUACUGGAUCAGAUGAGUCUUGCAGAAAUGAUUUGGUGAGAAAUGAAGAGUUAGAAAUUCCAGAGACACAAAAGCAGAGUGACACUAAACCUUCAGCUGAGGCCAGCUCAGUGUUGCAACAGGAAUACAGCUUCCUCAGGGACAAGCACAGUGAGGAGUAUCAGGCUGGAGAGCUUGUAGCAUCUGAACCUCAUGCCCUGGAGAAUGAAGAAGGCCUGAAAAACACAGACAAAACUGAUAAGAAAGUGGAAGAUCCCAGGCAGCAAACAAAAUCAUCAGCAGCUGUACCACCUGAAAAAGUGAGAAGGUUUAGUUUGGAUAGACUUAAGCAACUGGGAGUGGAUGUUUCCAUUAAACCUCGGCUGGGUGCUGAUGAAGAUUCCUUUGUGAUACUUGAUAAACCUGAAACCAACAGAGAACUAGAAGCCUUGAAGCAGCGUUUCUGGAAGCAUGCUAAUCCAGCAGCCAAACCUAAGGCUGGUCACAUGGUAAAUGUGAAUGUCAUAGUGAAAGAUGUGGGUGCUGAUGGAAAGGAAGAGCUAAAGGCAGAUGUGGUACCUGUGAUUUUGACGGCUGAGAAGCUGGAUGGAGCAAGCCACACAAAACCAGGUGAAAAGCUUCAAGUGUUAAAAGCUAAACUGCAAGAGGCAAUGAAACUCCGAAGGUUUGAGGAACGCCAAAAGCGCCAAGCUUUAUUUAAAUUAGAUAAUGAAGAUGGGUUUGAGGAGGAAGAAGAGGAGGAGGAAGAAAUGACUGAUGAAUCUGAAGAAGAUGGAGAAGAAGAGGUAGAGAAAGAAGAGGAAGCUGAGCUAGAGGAAGAGGAGGAGAAAGAAGUGGAAGAAAACAAUCAGGAGAUUACAGAAUUCCUUCUGAGUGGUGAAGAAAUAGAAACCAAAGAUGAAAAAGAAAUGGAUAAAGAAAAUAACGAUGGCAGUAGUGAUAUUGGCAAAUCAGUUGGCUUUCUCUCUGUUCCCAAGCCUCUCUCAUCAGAUUCUACCUUACUUCUAUUUAAGGACAACUCUUCUAAGAUGAGUUACUUUCCUACUGAAGAAAAAUCAGAAACAGAUGAAAGCACAGACAAACAGCCUAGCAAACUGGAUGAAGAUGAUUCAUGUUCAUUGCUAACAAAGGAGAGCAGCCACAAUAGCAGCUUUGAGCUGAUUGGCUCCACGAUUCCAUCCUAUCAGCCUUGCAACAGACAAACAGGCCGUGGAUCCAGUUUUUUCCCUACAGCAGGAGGAUUCAGAUCUCCUUCCCCUGGGCUAUUUCGAGCCAGUUUGGUCAGCUCAGCUUCUAAGAGUUCAGGAAAACUGUCUGAGCCUUCACUUCCCAUAGAGGAUUCCCAGGAUCUAUAUAACGCCUCCCCAGAGCCUAAGACACUUUUCCUAGGAGCAGGAGACUUCCAGUUCUGUUUAGAAGAUGACACUCAGAGCCAACUGUUGGAUGCAGAUGGAUUCUUAAAUGUUAGAAACCACAGGGAUCAGUACCAAGCUUUGAAGCCCCGAUUGCCAUGGGCGAGUAUGGAUGAGAAUGCAAUGGAUGCCAACAUGGAUGAGUUGUUAGAUUUGUGUACUGGAAAGUUUACAUCUCAGGCUGAAAAACGUCUACCCAGGAAGAGUGACAAGAAAGAGAACAUGGAGGAAUUUCUGAAGCUUUGUUCAGGAAAAUUCACUUCUCCGGAUGCCUCUACUCUGGCCCCCUCAGAGUUAAAUAAGCCUGAAAAGGAGAGCAGCAUGGAUGAUCCAAUGGAAGAGGCACUUGCUCUUUGCUCAGGCUCUUUCCCAACAGACAGGGAAGAAGACGGUGAAGAGAACGAAUUUGGAGACUUUCGGCUUGUUCCAAAUGAUAAUGAGUUUGAUAGUGAUGAGGAUGAACACAGUGACUCUGGUAAUGAAGAUUUGGCACUGGAAGAUCAUGAAGAAGAUGAUGCAGAACUCCUGAAGCAAACUGAGAAGUUGAAAAGGCAAAUGAGAUUAAAGAAAUACCUGGAGGAUGAGGCAGAAGUGUCAGGAAGUGAUGUGGGGAGUGAAGAUGAGUAUGAUGGGGAAGAUAUUGAUGAAUAUGAAGAGGACAUGAUUGAUGAAGUACUUCCUUCUGAUGAGGAACUACAGAGUCAAAUCAAGAAAAUACACAUGAAAACCAUGUUGGAUGAUGACAAGCGACAGCUACGUUUGUACCAAGAGAGGUACCUUGCUGAUGGAGAUCUGCACAGUGAUGGCCCUGGGCGAAUGAGAAAAUUCCGAUGGAAAAACAUAGAUGAUGCUUCCCAGAUGGACUUGUUCCACAGAGACUCUGAUGAUGAUCAGAUUGAAGAACAGCUUGAUGAGACAGAAGCCAGAUGGAGGAAGGAGCGAAUUGAACGAGAGCAGUGGCUUCGGGACCAGGCACAGCAGGGGAACAUUACAACUGAAGAAGAAGAAAUUGGGGAAGACAGUCAGUUUAUGAUGCUAGCCAAGAAAGUUACAGCCAAAGCUCUGCAGAAGAAUGUCAGUCACUCGAUGGUUGUUCAGGAAUCGAAGUCUUUACUCAGAAAUCCUUUUGAAUCCAUCAGACCGGGAAGUGCUCAUCAGCUGAAGACAGGCUCACUACUAAACCAACCCAAAGCUGUGCUUCAGAAACUGGCUGCUCUCUCUGACCUCAACCCCAGUGCUCCCCGAAAUUCAAGAAACUUUGUCUUUCAUACACUGUCUCCUGUCAAGGCUGUGGCGGCAAAGGAAUCAUCUAAGCCACAGGUGAGGAGAAGAGGUCCAUCUUUAAUGACAUCCCCUUCACCUAAGCGCCUCAAAACAGAUGAUAGCACUUCAGGAUUGAAGCAAAGCAUCUUCAAAUACUUGGAAAGCUAACACAAUCAAGAGUGCCAGCAUCUAUGUUGAGACUGCUUUGAGAAGUUUCUGACACAGAAAGUUGGAACUGGCGCU